CGAAAACGCCAACAAGAGCGAGAGAUGGUUCAAUGAACGAUUAUUGUGAAAGACCUCAGUCUGAGCCCAAAAUACCUGCAAUCAAAAAAAGUGAGAGUUCCUGGGAAAAUAUUUGUCCUCCCCGAGAGAUGCACGUCAUCCAUCAGAUUGAAGAUGGUGCUCUUGUUUUGGAAACAGUGCCUACCACAGUGGUGAGAGACCAGCCUGAGUUGAUUGUGAUCAAGGAGGAACCUUCAGAGGUGGACGUAUGGGGUAGUGGGCCAAAGACCGAACUCAUAAAUGAAAAUGGAGCAGUAACAUCACUUGAUACAGAUGUUGGGUGUCUCGAUGUGCUUCAGCAUUGUCCAGACAGCUCAGACAACCACCCUAUAUUUACUGAGAGCCAGGUGAACCACAGCACUCAGCCCUCAUCCGGAGUGCAAUUGGAGGACCUGGACACGCAUUGGACGCCACCUGCAUGUUCACAGAGCCAGGAUGCGCAGCAGAUCACACCUGCUGCACAGAGAAACUCCAUAACUGGAAACAGCUGUGGUGGUAUAACAAAUGUGCCCUCUCAGAGCUUCAGUGUGGCAAAGUCGAACAUGAAGAUCCACAGCCUGAGAACAUCAGGAGCUAAACGAUUUGGCUGUAUGCAAUGUGGCAAGAACUUCAGGUGUUCUAGUCAGCUGGAAAUACACCAGCGAAGUCACACUGGAGAGAAACCGUACCGAUGCACGCUGUGUGGAAAGAGAUACGCACAGAAAGGGCAUCUUUAUACCCACCAACGCACACACACCGGAGAAAAGCCAUAUCGCUGCCUCGACUGUGGCAAGAGCUUCAUUCAAAAAUGCACUCUCGAUAUGCACCAGCGCACCCACACCGGAGAAAAACCUUAUGUUUGUGUGAAAUGUGGGAAGGGAUUUACUAAAAACUGUAACCUUAAGAAACACAUGGGUGUACAUACAGAGUUUAGCAUGCAUGUUUACAGUGAGUCCGGUUUACAAGAGGACAGAUGGACAAAUAGACCUCAUCCGUACUAGUACCAACCAUAGGCCUACAGCCUCUGCAGUGGAUUUGCUGGACUUCAGUCAUUCAAAGUUUUCCUCAUAGAAUAUUAGUCUUUGCUUUUCAGAAAAAUUAAGCUGUCCUAUUUUUCAACAUUUGCCAGGUCUCUAUUUUGCUGUCUGACAUUUUUAUUUUAUUCAAAUGUAACCUUUAUUUAACUAGGCAAGCCAGUUAAGAACACAUUCUUAUUUACAAUGACGGCCAAACCCGGACGACGUGGGCCAAUUGUGCGCCGCCCUAUGGGACUCCAAAUCACGGCCGGAUGUGAUACAGCCUGGAUAUCGUUUUCCUCAUUUGAAAUCGGUUUUGGAGAGAGGCAGUCUGCCCCCGCGAUAGAGAGUGUCUUUGGUAAGGACUGGUGCAUGGAUCUAUGGAGAGAUGGGGAGUCAAUCCCUCAGGAUAAAGAGACAACAAUUGGAUCGGCAAUCUUGGGCGAUGAUGAGGUCACUCAGGCAGUAGACUUGGUGGACAAUGAGCCUGACUUGGUGUUUAUCAAAGAAGAGCUGUUUGAGGAUCAGCCAGUGGACCAGCAGAGGGGACAUGCAAGCAACAGAAAAACUUCCCACAAUAAGUUAGGAGGAAUGGGCCAAAAUUCACCCGACAGAGCUGGUGUAACUAAAUCAGGGAGCGUAGCUGUGGAGGAUGCUCCAGCAGUAGAGAGAGCAGCUGCCAGUCAACUUCACCUAUACAAGGGGGACUUGAACACAUACCCUACAGGCAGCCAUCAGGUACAGCCUGACACAGAGCAGCCCACAUCCAUUGAGAGUCUCAUGGAAGACCCCACUCUGGCUGGUCUGGUUGACCACACAGCAGAGCCUGGCCCUGACACAGCCGAUGGGAUGUACAUGGACUAUCCUCCCCGCAACACAUACGCACCAAGAAACCGCCCAAGCCACCAGCAGGGAACUGGAAAAGACCUGAAGCAGCAGUUUGACUGUUUGUUUUGUGGGAAGAGCUUUGGUUAUUUGAGCUACUUGAAAGUCCACAUCAGACGCCACUCCGGAGAGAAACCGUUUGGCUGCACCGUUUGCGGGAAGCGCUUUGCUCAGAAGACUUACCUGAAGCUGCAUCAGCGUACACACUCUGGGGAGAAACCUUACAGUUGCACAGAGUGUGGGAAGAGUUUCUCUCAGAAGAGCUCGUUGAAUGUCCAUCUCCGGAGUCACACCGGGGAGAAGCCUUAUAGCUGUGUCGACUGUGGGAAGAGCUACACCUAUAAACACGGUUUUAACACACACCAAUGUUUCAAUUAAUUGUAUUUUAUUUACAUUUCAACCUUGUUUUGAAAACUGGCAACUGAAACAUCUUUAGCCGUAUUGUAAUCAUGGUUUUCAGUAGGUAGAUUUUUUUUAAAGUUAACUGUUUUGCGCUACUGUGUGCCCUAAUGACCAAGCUGUUACUCUUCACUACAUGGCAGAUAACUGUUCCAUUCAAGUUUUCCCUCUGCUCUGAUUGUAGGAUUGCCCACACACUGCCUUGUUGUCACACAAUUGGCAAGAGACUAGACAUUUUUGAAGUAUCUCUAAAGACAUGUACUGUUUGUGCUAAACAGUGGUGGUCCUGAUACCAGUUGUUUGUGCUACUGUGAAGAAUGCCAGUGUAGUAGACCGGUCACGUAAACGUGUGCCAAAUAAUUUUCUGUAAUGAAUUAAAUGGGUACAGUAAUACAUUUACUUAUUUGUACUCACAUUACAUUUGUAUUCCAUAUGUUAUAAAAAUGUAAACAUGGCAAUGAUUAAAUGAUUGAAAUGUUA
This is a messenger RNA of Salvelinus fontinalis (brook trout), 2798 nucleotides long. Its product is annotated as zinc finger protein 572-like. Gene Ontology annotation, biological process: regulation of transcription by RNA polymerase II. The coding region runs from base 1239 to 2297 and encodes 352 amino acids. Gene Ontology annotation, cellular component: nucleus. Lineage: Eukaryota; Metazoa; Chordata; Actinopteri; Salmoniformes; Salmonidae. The transcript is spliced from 8 exons. The record is from RefSeq and is a predicted model, not a curated record. Gene Ontology annotation, molecular function: RNA polymerase II cis-regulatory region sequence-specific DNA binding; DNA-binding transcription factor activity, RNA polymerase II-specific.